Diachasmimorpha longicaudata is the source of this 673-nucleotide messenger RNA. RefSeq lists its product as uncharacterized. The record is from RefSeq and is a predicted model, not a curated record. Lineage: Eukaryota; Metazoa; Arthropoda; Insecta; Hymenoptera; Braconidae. The transcript has 2 exons. Bases 55 to 645 code for a protein of 196 amino acids.
ACAAAUUAAAAAUAUUAAGAGAGUACCAUCAUUAGUAAUAUACUCUUAUGAGCUAUGAGAGUGGAUUUUGAGUACAGCUGUGGCUGGAACAAAUUCUUACUGAAUUUCGGGGGUUUCUGGCCGAAAUGUCAAUCGUCUUUUAUUGGAAAGUACUGGCCCUUGAUAAAUGCUGCCUUGGUUGUCAUUGUCAUAAUUAUCCCCCGGUUCGCUGCCAUGUCCUUAUUCUGGAACGAAAUCGAUGCAUUCAUUCAAUCGUUCACGACUCAAUUGGCCUUCAUGUCAGUGUUCUUUAAAUUAAUAGUAUUGCAAUUUGGAAAUGAAGUUCUAGUUGAAUUAAUAUCAACGAUGAAGACCAACUUGUCAGUGGAAUUGACAAAGCAGCAAUAUGCACCUGUAUUCAAAGCUGCCAAAUUCGGCAGAACUAUUUCCACAAUUGUGGCAUUCAGUUUUGUCUGCGUUGUCAUCACUGGUGUCAUCUCACUGGUAGUAUUUCCCAUCCAUUCCCAUGCACUCGUGAAUAGUUUAGCCACUGGACUCAUGCCAACUGGCUCAUCAGAAAUUGUAUCACUUGGACAGCCUCUACAUAAGGAAUCCCGAUCCCCAGCUGUCGGUGGAUUUUUUCUUCGUCGCUUACAUACCAUUUGACACCUCCAAUAUCAUCACCUACACCACA